This is a messenger RNA of Entelurus aequoreus (snake pipefish), 1134 nucleotides long. RefSeq lists its product as uncharacterized. Bases 58 to 1134 code for a protein of 358 amino acids. Gene Ontology annotation, molecular function: nucleic acid binding; aspartic-type endopeptidase activity; zinc ion binding. NCBI's taxonomy places the organism in Eukaryota, Metazoa, Chordata, Actinopteri, Syngnathiformes, Syngnathidae. The record is from RefSeq and is a predicted model, not a curated record. The transcript has a single exon. Gene Ontology annotation, biological process: proteolysis.
GCGUCGCCGUCCAGAGAUUCCUUGCCACCUGACCAUCAUCUCCGACAAGGCCCAAAGAUGCUCCCUUUCCAGCAGGGUGAGGACAUCGAAAACUUUCUUGUCCGCUUCGAGCGCAUCGCUCGCACCUGGGGCUGGCCUCAGUCUGACUGGGCCUGCCGACUUGUUCCACUCUUGACCGGCAAAGCUCUGGAUGCCUAUUCUGCGAUGGAGGAAGAUGCUUCCAACGUCUAUACUGACCUUAAAGAAGCCCUCCUUGCUAAGUUUGAUAUCUCUCCUGAGACUUAUAGACUCCAGUUCCGGUCAACCUACAUUCCCCCUGGUGAAUCUCCCAAGGAGACUUACAACAGACUCAAAGGUCUCUACAGAAGAUGGAUCAAGCCAGAGCAGCAUUCCAAAGAAGACAUUGCAGAGCUCUUCAUUCUGGAGCAAAUGCUUCGCAUGCUGCCCAACGAAAUGAAGACUUGGGUGAAGGAACAUGAGCCAGAAGACGGACUUACUGUUGCUAAACUUGCAGGCCAGUACUUGAAUGCUCGUAAAGGACUCCGAAUGCCAAGGCAGCAGAACAACCGUGUAGCAGCCCAAGGUGCAGCCGACCUGUCACACCAAAGAGGUGUGCAGAAAGCAGGUGGUUAUAGCACCUCAGGGGACAACAGACUGCUCCCGAGACAGAGUCCAGUGAAGGAUCUCAUCUGCUACCACUGCCAACAGCCAGGGCAUCGAGCCCCAGUCUGCCCCUUGAAAGGUCCCAAGCUGUCCAGCUUCUGUCAUGUUCCCCAUCCAUCUGUCCCAGCUUCAGUCAUGGCACCUGCUCUUGCACCCAAUUCUGAACCUGAGGCCAAACCUAUCAUGGUGCCAGCUUGUGUUAAUGGCCGUCCAGUGCAAGCAUUGUUGGACACAGGUAGCUCCAUGACACUGUUGAACCAUUCUUUUGUGUCACUUGGUAAUCUUGACUAUCAGCAUGCCACAGCCAUUCAAUGUGUCCAUGGUGAUCAAAGAAUAUAUCCCGUGGCUGAUGUGACCAUCGUCAUCGAUGACCAGGCUUUCUUGCUCCGUGUGGGGGUUCUUGAUCACAUGCCCCAUGACAUGAUCUUGGGCAGAGACUUGCCUAUUCAUGUUGUAUGUAUGCAUGUGUGA